CGCAAACAAGAUCGUUGUGCGACGAUUUUGGUUUACGACAUCCAUCAGUAACGCAAAACCGCCGGUGCCGACGAGCCCGCGACGGCGGAAACAGCGUAACCCGCGGUGGCUGUUUCAGUCAGCGAAGGCGAGAGCCUCCACUUUUCAAUCCAUACAUAAAAAAAAAACUCCUUGAAGAAGAAGAAGAAGAAGAAGUGAGCUUCCACUUUUUUCAAACUCUGUCUCCCACGAUACAUCAUGAGCAGCCACGUGUCUCUCUCCUCCUCGCUCUUCUUCUUCCCUCCCAAUAACAAAAACCCUUCCUUUUCAUCAUUCUCACCUUUUCGUUGGAACCAAACGGUGGCAUUUGGGGUUCGCAAAACGCCACGUUUUGUGGUGUGUGCUGGCCCUAAGAAGAUAUUAUUUGGCAAAGAGUGCAGAGAAGCCUUACAAGCUGGGAUUGAUAAACUUGCCGAUGCUGUUUCUCUCACCGUUGGACCCAAAGGACGAAAUGUUAUUCUUUCUGAAUCUGGAAACCUUAAAGUGAUUAAUGAUGGCGUUACAAUUGCUCGAUCCAUUGAGCUUUCGGAUGCAAUUGAGAAUGCAGGUGCCAUCCUAAUUCAAGAGGUUGCAAGCAAAAUGAAUGAGUUGGCUGGUGAUGGUACUAGCACUGCAAUUAUUUUGGCUCGGGCCAUGAUUAAGUCUGGACUACUAGCAGUUGCUUUUGGGGCUAAUCCUAUUUCUUUGAAGAAGGGGAUGGAAAAGACUGUAAAGGAGCUGGUCAAGUUCUUGAAGGAGAGAAGUGUUCCUGUUGAAGGAAGGGAGCAUAUUAAAGCUGUAGCCUCGAUUUCUGCUGGAAACGACGAGUAUGUUGGUAACUUGAUUGCUGAAGCUAUGGACAAGAUUGGUUCAGAUGGGGUGAUAUCUAUUGAGUCUUCCUCAUCAUCUGAAACCUCUGUGAUAAUUGAAGAAGGGAUGAAGUUCAAUAAGGGUUACAUGUCUCCUCACUUCAUUACAAACCAGGAGAAGUCCAUUGUAGAGUUUGACUGGGUUAAAGUUUUGGUAACUGAUCAAAAGAUUUCAAAUGUCAAAGAAAUAGUUCCUUUGCUGGAAAAGGCUAUGCAGUUGAAUGCCCCACUCUUAAUUAUUGCAGAGGAUAUCACAAAGCAAGUGUUGGAGACCUUAGUGGUGAACAAAAUGCAAGGAUUACUAAGAGUUGCAGUUGUAAAAUGUCCAGGAUUUGGAGGUGCAAAGAAAGCUUUGUUACAAGACAUUGCACUUAUGACUGGAGCUGAUUUUCUUUCUGGAGACUUGGGUCUCACACUUGAUUGUGCCACAUCAGACCAGCUUGGCACUGCACUGAAAGUGAGAAUAACCUGUAAUGAGACAACUAUCAUUGCUGAUCCUAGUUUGAAGGCUGAAAUUCAAGCUAGAAUUUCACAGAUAAAGAAGGAUCUUAGUGAAACAGAUAAUGCAAACCUGUCAAGAAAGCUCUCAGAGAGAAUUGCAAAACUCUCUGGUGGUGUAGCUGUUAUAAAGGUAGGUGCACAUACUGAGCUAGAACUCGAAGAUAGGAAACUUAGAAUUGAGGAUGCAAAGAAUGCAACAUUUGCUGCCAUAAGCGAGGGAAUUGUUCCUGGAGGGGGUGCCACAUAUGUCCAUCUAUUGGACUUGAUACCAACAAUAAGGAACUCCAUGGAAGAUCUAGAUGAGCAAAUUGGUGCUGAUAUUGUAGCAAAGGCACUCCUUGAACCUGCAAAAUCAAUUGCAACUAAUGCCGGAGUUGAUGGAGACAUUGUUGUCCGGAAGACUAGAACACAUGAUUGGAGAACUGGAUAUAAUGCAAUGACAGGCACGUAUGAAGAUCUUUUGAAUGCUGGAGUAGCGGAUCCUAGUCGUGUUGCAAGAUGUGCUCUUCAAAGUGCAGUUUCUGUUGCUGGUGUCAUUCUAACUACUCAAGCUAUUUUGGUGGAUAAAAUAAAGAAACCGAAGCCACCUGUACCCUUGGUCCCUGGCAUAACUCCCUGAGACAGAGAAAACAGUUAGUACAAUUUUGAAAAUAGAGUUUAGUCUUUUCCAGUGUCCAUGCCAUUGGUUUAGUCAAAGCUUGUGAAUGUCCCUUGGGUUGGUUAGUACUCCAGCAGCAAUAAGAAUGCUCGUUUCAAGAAUGGCAAAGCCAGAGGCUGUUGCUUCUUACACGAGUUAUGACUUGAUGAAACCCAUGUGUCAUGAAGCAAUAGGAACAAUUAGACAAUUGAUGAAGUUCAAAGUGCAUUCCACUGGGAAUUUUGAUUAGUGUUAAGGUUUCUUUCUUCGUUUAACCGAUUAAUUUUGUCGACACCUAUGUUUUUUUUUUUUUAAUUCAAGUUGUUGACACCAAAUUGGUAAUAUAUUAAUAGUUUUGUUCCAUAAAACCGGUAAUACGAUAUUAUGAGGAGAUUGCUGAUAAUAAACUCUAAUUUGGGUGCUUGUA
Messenger RNA from Glycine soja, 2452 nucleotides. RefSeq names its product chaperonin 60 subunit alpha 2, chloroplastic-like. Gene Ontology annotation, molecular function: ATP-dependent protein folding chaperone; ATP binding. NCBI's taxonomy places the organism in Eukaryota, Viridiplantae, Streptophyta, Magnoliopsida, Fabales, Fabaceae. Gene Ontology annotation, biological process: protein refolding. The coding region runs from base 238 to 2007 and encodes 589 amino acids. The transcript is spliced from 9 exons. The record is from RefSeq and is a predicted model, not a curated record.